Messenger RNA from Harmonia axyridis, 876 nucleotides. RefSeq names its product max-like protein X (gene bigmax). The coding region runs from base 173 to 826 and encodes 217 amino acids. The record is from RefSeq and is a predicted model, not a curated record. The transcript has 5 exons. Gene Ontology annotation, molecular function: RNA polymerase II cis-regulatory region sequence-specific DNA binding; DNA-binding transcription factor activity, RNA polymerase II-specific; protein dimerization activity. Gene Ontology annotation, cellular component: nucleus. Gene Ontology annotation, biological process: regulation of transcription by RNA polymerase II. NCBI's taxonomy places the organism in Eukaryota, Metazoa, Arthropoda, Insecta, Coleoptera, Coccinellidae.
ACAAUGCAAUAUUUCAUUUUCAUAUCAUGUUUGUUUUGAUCUUCGAACUACGAUAAACGUGUUAUGAGAAUUAAUAAAGUAAAUAACUGGUUGUAGUUAGGAUAAGGUAAAAUUAUGUACAAAAGCAGUUUACGUCGUAUCGCUAAAAUAACAGAAAUUUAAAACAAACAAUAUGCCAAGAGACAGAAUUCCUUCUUUGCAACGUUGUGGUAGCAGAGGUUCCAUGCAAAAUGUUUACUCUUCUGCAAAUAAUUCUGAGGACGAAGAGGAGGUAGAAUCUAAAUGUUCCCUGAGUUAUAAGGAAAGGAGACGAGAAGCUCAUACUCAGGCUGAACAAAAAAGGAGAGAUGCUAUUAAGAAGGGUUAUGAUACCUUACAGACCUUAGUGCCAACUUGUCAACAAACUGAUAUAUCAGGGCAUAAGUUGAGCAAAGCAAGUGUGCUCCAAAAGUCCAUUGAUUACAUACAAUACCUUCAACAGCAAAAAAAGAAACAGGAAGAAGAGAGAAACACUUUAAGAAAAGAAGUUCUUGCCCUGAAAAUUAUGCAAACCAACUAUGAACAGAUUGUUAAGGCUCAGCAGUCUCAGCCUGGGCAAGCCGAAAUGAGAGUAUCUGACGAUGUUAAGUUUUCAGUUUUUCAGGCAAUUAUGGAACAGCUCUUCAUUCCAUUCAACAAUAUAUCAGUAGUUAAUUUUACAGAAUUGUCGGCUGGAGUUUUUAGUUGGCUAGAAGAAUAUUGCAAACCACAAAUGUUGAAGGAAUCUAUAAUGCAGGCUUUAAGAAGACAUAGCAGUCAAUUUAUGGGUUUAUCAACCAAUUUAUGAAUUACAUUUCAAAUGUAAGUGUUUUGAUUAAUAAAAUUUUAUGAAGUUGA